UAUGCCCUGUUGGUCACUGGUAUACUGUAUCAAUGGUAUUCUGAAUUUCCCAUUUGGCAUUUAAUGUUUUAAAGAAUUAUAUUAUUUAUUAUCCGCGAUCUCUCACAUAACACAUUGCUCUUGAACUUGAUUUUGUCGUAGUAAAAUAAUAUUGUGCCCAGCGUUGGACGUUUCUCGUUCGUUCUUUAUUUUAAUUAUAUUCCGUCCUCAUUUUACGGUGUACACAUAUUUUGUCAUACUGUAUUAUUAUCUCAGAAGGAAAAAAAUGACUGAAGCUGUGGUGAGUGGAAAAGAUACCCGUUGCUUAUUCAUUAACAAUGGUGAUGAUUUGUUGACUUUAAAAAAAGUUGUAUCCAAAAAAACAGACAAAGAUGAUGAGAAACAAAAACUUAAUAAAUCUGUAGAAACUAAUGGCAGUGAAUUAAAUGGAAACCACAAUAAAACUGAUAGCAUAAAUUUUGAUGUUGAUAAUACAUCAUCAUUAGAACCAAAUUUAGAAAUGGAUAGUGAUACGGAUCGUAAUAUUACUAUCGGUUCAAUUUGCACCCAAGAAGAUCGAGAAUCAGAAACUAUUGAUAUCUCUAAUGAAAAUUCAAAUGAAGCAGAUGUAAAAAAUGGUGAAAAAGAUAUUCAAGUAAAUUCAAUUAAAUCUCUAGAUGUUCCAUAUUCUCCGAGUGAUUCUUUAUAUGAUAAUGAUUCACAUGAUUUGGAAGAUGAUUAUUCAGAAUUAAAUAAUAUUGAGUCACCUGCGUCUUACUUUAAUAUAUCAGCAAGAGCACCAUUACAUUCUUAUAAGGAUUUAGAUACUACGUUUGAGGAUGAUAUUUUAUUACUGGAAAAAGAAGUAUUAAAUAAUGAGCGAAAACGAAAAUUUGAAGAUUUGGCAGAACAAGAACAGAAGUCUACUAAGAUACUUAAAUUGUGGAACUUGAUGAAAUAUCCUUUUCAGAAAAUAACAUAUGGCACUUCAAUAAGUAAAGAUAAAUCAAAUAUUUCUAUAGCAGAAAUCAUAGUUGAAAAAGAGAAUACCAUAGAACCCGAGUCAACUAUUUGUGAAAACAAUAGUGAUAAUGAAAAAACAGAAGAAAAAAACACUCAAAACAAUUUUGAAGCAGAUGAAGAAAUCGUGGAUACUUCAAUAAAUGUGAAUACACAAAAAUUCUGUAUCAUAAUGUAAUAACUGCAAAAGGUAUAAUUUAAUAAUUAUUAAAAUAUCUUGUUUUAUAGAAGUGUAUGUUCAUAUUAAUCAAAUAAUAUUUUGAAUAUUUUGGUCUUAUUGCCUCAUAGGUUAGGUAAAACAUGUCCUUCCUCUUUUAUACUAAAUUUGAUUUUUGUUUUUUAUUACACGAACCAUUAAAUUAAAAAUGACCAUUUACAGUGUUCCCAAAUAAUCAUUUGAAUCUGACCUAUUAUUAAGAAAAUAUUCGUAUUUUAGAAUCACUGAAGAGGACUUGUAAUUUUCAUAUUUUUUUUGAGCA
Messenger RNA from Acyrthosiphon pisum (pea aphid), 1478 nucleotides. RefSeq names its product methylosome subunit pICln. The record is from RefSeq and is a predicted model, not a curated record. Bases 266 to 1177 code for a protein of 303 amino acids. The transcript has 3 exons. Gene Ontology annotation, biological process: mRNA cis splicing, via spliceosome; spliceosomal snRNP assembly. Gene Ontology annotation, cellular component: cytosol; pICln-Sm protein complex; spliceosomal complex. Lineage: Eukaryota; Metazoa; Arthropoda; Insecta; Hemiptera; Aphididae.